Mya arenaria is the source of this 1092-nucleotide messenger RNA. RefSeq lists its product as uncharacterized. Bases 281 to 730 code for a protein of 149 amino acids. The transcript is spliced from 8 exons. Lineage: Eukaryota; Metazoa; Mollusca; Bivalvia; Myida; Myidae. The record is from RefSeq and is a predicted model, not a curated record.
AGGGACCAAAUACAAGAAGAACACUGACAAUUCUUUCUGUCAUCGGAAAUCAACGAAGAGCAGCAGAAGUCAGCCAAACUCGAAGAGCACCAUUUCAACAUCCAGCCUGAACCCUGUAGAAAAAACUUCACCUCCCCAUCAAGAUGAAUUGGAUAUCGCAGAUCACGCCGAUUUCUCCAAAUUAAAAUUACUUUUAUCAAAUGAUGUUGAGCAAAAUCCUGGACCUACCUAUCACUGUGAAUGGAAUAAUUGUGGAUUCAUCGGGCUAACAACAACCAGAAUGGGACAACACCUGCGACAACAUGGACGAGAAGAGGAAUGCAAAUGGGCGCAAUGCAAUGGAUUUCAGCGAACGAGCUACGAAGACCUGGAGUUACACAUUAUACACGACCACUUCUUUGAUGACAGAAUCACCUUUCCUUCCCUAGAUGAUUGGCUGGAAUAUCUCCCAGAAAAAAGAAUCGACCCAGAAACCACUGAUUUACGCUUCUGUCCAAAACACCUGAGAAGCAAGCUGAAGUUGUUACUGUUUGAUGAGGACUACCUGGACAUGCCGACAAACAAAUCAUACACAAUGAGCGACCACCUGUGUACACUGGAUUUUGAAAUAUGUUUCAGUUUGAGCGAACAGACUCCAACUUUGGCUUCCAGCUUUGCUGUUGAGAAAGGUCAACAAGUUCCACCAGAAGUUCCACCAGAAAUACAUCACGUCUUUGAUUUUAAUGUUUGAGGCAGAUUUUCCACAGCGUCUUCAUCCAAUCUACUUGUGUCGGCAUGUGCAACUACUUAAUCUGAAGGCUUGGAGGGAAUUGUAGCUCAGUGCUUCAUCCUUUAUGUGGAUAAACAAAAGGGAACCAGAAGGAUCGAUCUAAAGACAUUCUUUUCAUAAAUCUGUUGGUGUCAAACAAUAUAAUUUUGAUUGAUCAGUCUUCUUAGUGCCUGUAGUGAACAGUAUGUAUUGUAUUAUAUGUAGUAUAAUAAUCAAUUAAGUGUUGAUAAAUGUCUUACAAUUAUCGUAUAACCCUUUAUAUCAAGUUUUGUUAUUUAAUUGUAGAACAGCAAAAGAAACAUUUGUGGAUUUUAAAAGAUAAG